Molecule: messenger RNA, 1371 nt
Organism: Acyrthosiphon pisum (pea aphid)
Lineage: Eukaryota; Metazoa; Arthropoda; Insecta; Hemiptera; Aphididae
Product: G patch domain and KOW motifs-containing protein-like
Biological process (GO): mRNA splicing, via spliceosome
Cellular component (GO): spliceosomal complex
Molecular function (GO): nucleic acid binding
Source: RefSeq, marked predicted
UGUUGCUCGUUAUUCGUUACUUGUUUUCUGUUGAUUUUUGUUGUAUUUAGUGCAUUCGGAAUAGUAAUAAUUAGUUACAAUGGAAGAAGAUACCAAAAAAAUAUCUUUUUCGUUCAAACAAAUAUCUAAACCUAAGGUAAUUCCUAUACUUCCAAAAACAGAGAAAGCAGUUCAGUUUAUUGAAUGCGUUGAAGAGAAAUCAAUCAAAGUUGCUGGAGCAGUGGAAAAGGUUGAUCAUGAAUUAGUUAUAACUAUGCCGAAGUCAGUUAAACAGCGACUACCAAUAAAGGAAGUUGUAAGCUCAAUACCAAACAAACUGCAAGGAAACGGAGCGUCAACACUAGAAGAAAUGGCUGUACAGGCAAUAUUAAAGGGAUGUAAAAAAAGAGAAGGAGGUGAAGAAGAAGAAGAAGAAGAAGAGGAUACAAAAAUAGUUGAAGUACCAUUGAUAAUCAAUUCUCAGGAAGGGAUGGAGAUGUCUACGGCUGAAGAUUAUGAAAGUAUACCUAUCGAUAAAUUUGGAUUAGCUAUGCUUCGAGGUAUGGGCUGGAAACCUACUAAAGGUGUUGGUAAGAAUUCUCAAAUAAUUGCUGCUAGUCUGCCAGAGAUUAGGUCCAAAGGAAUGGGUUUAGGCGCUGAUAAAUUAAUUAAAUCUGUACAAAAAACACAGAAUUCCGAAGAAGAACUAAAACUCAAACAAGGGUCUUUUGUGCAAUUUAUAAUUGGGAAACUAAAUGGCCAGUAUGGACAAGUUUGUGGUUUUGAUGAAUUAUCCUCAAGAGUAAUUGUGAAAGUUUCACGCACUGGUGAAUUGGAAAAUGUAAGCGAAAAUUUAUUUAAUUUAGUUACCAAAAGUGACUAUGAUAAAAAUUGUAAUGUGAUUAAUAUAAAACAGUAUAAAGAAUACCACGAGGGUAAAACUAAAUCAAACAAUAGUGAAGACCAAUCCAAUCACCGUGAAAAAAUAAUUAAAGAAGAUAUUUACAGUGAUCAUCGAUCUAGACACCAUAAAACGAAAAAAAGCAAACAUUCCAAAUCACCACAUAGAAAACAUAAAUCUAAUCACAACAAACAUAAAAAAUAUAAACACAAAAAGUCUUCAUCAUAAUAUUUAUUCAGAAUUAUAGAUUAGUUAUUAAUUACUAAUGUUAUUUUUUUUUUUUUUGUAAAUUAAUUUUAUUGAUAAUGAUUAUAUAUUUUUACAAUGUUUCUACAGAUACCUGCUGUUAUUUUUCUGCAGUAAAUUAAAUAAUAAUUAUGACGCCAACAUUAUUGUUUAAAGUAUUAAAUAAAUUAGUUAUAAUUCAACUACUAAUUGUAAUUAAAUGAACAUCAUUUGACGUCUGUUAUAAAUUAAAAUAUUUCUUUGCA